This is a messenger RNA of Gekko japonicus, 1543 nucleotides long. It is a transcript of the gene ACVR2B, whose product is annotated as activin A receptor type IIB. Gene Ontology annotation, biological process: protein phosphorylation; activin receptor signaling pathway; cellular response to growth factor stimulus. The coding region runs from base 5 to 1543 and encodes 512 amino acids. The record is from RefSeq and is a predicted model, not a curated record. Lineage: Eukaryota; Metazoa; Chordata; Lepidosauria; Squamata; Gekkonidae. Gene Ontology annotation, molecular function: activin binding; ATP binding; activin receptor activity. Gene Ontology annotation, cellular component: activin receptor complex; plasma membrane. The transcript is spliced from 12 exons.
UACGAUGGUGCCCUGGCUAACUUUCGCCUUCCUUUGGGGGACUUUCUGCGCGCGGCCAGGCCAUGGCGAGGCUGAGACGAGGGAAUGCAUCUACUACAAUGCCAACUGGGAGCUGGAGAAGACGAACCAGAGCGGCGUGGAACGCUGCGAAGGGGAGAAGGACAAACGUCUCCAUUGCUACGCCUCCUGGAGAAACAACUCGGGCUUUAUUGAGCUGGUGAAGAAAGGCUGCUGGCUAGAUGAUUUCAACUGCUACGACAGGCAGGAAUGUGUAGCCACAGAAGAGAGCCCACAAGUGUUUUUCUGCUGCUGCGAAGGGAACUACUGCAACGAAAAGUUCACUCACUUACCUGAAGUUUCAGGUCCGGAAGUGGUGUAUGAACCACCGCCACCAACCCCAUCGCUGCUCAACAUUAUGGUUUACUCUCUGCUUCCAAUCAUUGCCCUUUCCAUCGCCAUUCUGCUGGCCUUCUGGAUGUAUCGUCACCGCAAAAUGUCAUAUAGAACAUCGCUUUUAAAAACUUCUGACCCGGGUCCGCCGCCCCCUUCUCCGCUGGUUGGGCUGAAGCCUUUGCAGCUGCUGGAGAUCAAAGCGAGGGGGCGCUUCGGCUGUGUCUGGAAGGCUCAGCUGGUGAACGAUUACGUAGCCGUGAAAAUCUUCCCCAUACAGGAUAAGCAGUCCUGGCAAAGCGAGAGGGAGAUUUUCAACACCCCAGGGAUGAAGCAUGAAAACCUGUUGCAGUUCAUUGGGGCGGAGAAACGAGGAACGAAUCUGGAGAUGGAACUGUGGCUGAUCACAGCUUUCCAUGACAAGGGGUCCCUGACUGACUAUCUGAAGGGGAAUAUUAUCAGUUGGAAUGAACUCUGUCAUGUCGCCGAAACAAUGGCUCGUGGACUCUCUUACCUGCAUGAAGAUGUCCCCUGGUGCAAGGAAGAAGGACACAAACCCGCCAUAGCACACAGGGACUUCAAGAGUAAAAACGUAUUGCUGAAGAACGACUUGACAGCCGUGCUGGCCGACUUCGGACUGGCUGUGCGGUUUGAGCCUGGAAAACCCCCAGGAGACACCCACGGACAGGUGGGAACAAGAAGAUACAUGGCUCCUGAGGUAUUAGAAGGGGCAAUAAACUUCCAGAGAGAUGCCUUUCUAAGAAUAGACAUGUAUGCCAUGGGCCUAGUCUUGUGGGAGCUAGUCUCCAGAUGUCGAGCAGCUGAUGGUCCAGUGGAUGAGUACAUGCUGCCAUUCGAAGAAGAGAUCGGUCAGCAUCCAUCCCUCGAGGACCUUCAGGAGGUGGUGGUUCACAAGAAGAUGCGUCCUGCGUUCAAAGAACACUGGCUUAAACAUCCUGGUCUGGCGCAGCUUUGCAUCACUGUUGAAGAGUGCUGGGACCACGAUGCCGAGGCGCGCCUCUCGGCCGGUUGCGUGGAGGAACGGGUUUCUCAGAUCCGCAAAUCGGUAAACGGCACUACCUCGGACUGCCUCGUUUCCAUUGUGACCUCUGUCACCAACAUGGACUUGCUGCCCAAAGAGUCAAGUAUCUAG